CCGUUGGUUCCGUAGCAGUUGCGACAAAUGGAUCAAAUUGGUGAUGUGUCAGCUCCUAGAUCAUCCUCGUUGGUUAAAGCCACACUCUGCCUUGGUGAGGAAAAGUAUUUUGUCGAUGGAACAAACAUUGAUGCUGUGCUGCUGUCCGAUCAAUUGGUUUCGAUGAAAAAAGCGAGUAUGUCGAUUCUCAAGGAAUUCAUCACGAAACACAACAUUCCCGCUGAUGUACCUGAUGAAGCUGUUGAAGAAGAGGAAGAGGAAGAGGAGGACAACGGUGAUGCAGCUCCUAAGAACGGAAAACCAAGAAGCGAAAGUGAACCCCAUAUCCAAUCAUGCUUUUCUUUUUCAGUCUUUAGGAAUUAAGGUGCUGUUGAGUUUUUAGAACUCGUUGUUUACACAUUUUUAAGCGUGUGAUCUCUAGGAAAGUAUCAACUUAGGUGGAAUUGUAAAUUCCCAUGAUGGUGGGACUUGUUUGGUGUAUUUUCUUUCUGGUUCAUGAUUUAUGAGGAAUUGGUUGUUAGAAAUGCAUUUUGUGUUUACCUGUUU
This is a messenger RNA of Papaver somniferum (opium poppy), 546 nucleotides long. RefSeq lists its product as uncharacterized. The record is from RefSeq and is a predicted model, not a curated record. The coding region runs from base 28 to 363 and encodes 111 amino acids. The transcript has a single exon. Lineage: Eukaryota; Viridiplantae; Streptophyta; Magnoliopsida; Ranunculales; Papaveraceae.